This is a messenger RNA of Clonostachys byssicola, 1779 nucleotides long. Lineage: Eukaryota; Fungi; Ascomycota; Sordariomycetes; Hypocreales; Bionectriaceae. The record is from the annotation of a GenBank genome assembly.
AUGCCAGCCUUUGAGAAUGGAACAGGGGUGGUUGACGGUGCUCCGAAUGAGUCAGGGCCGCCACCUCCUCGCUCAGGUUAUCCUAGAACGCAUUUUCAGCUAGAAGACCACCCCGUGGAUGAAAGAAGGCGCCUCCGAGUUGGGGUUAUUGGAGCUGGCAUUGCCGGGAUCACAGCUGGGAUUCUCCUUCCUGCAAAGGUUCCGGAGAUAGACUUGACAAUUUACGAGCAAAAGAAAGAUGUGGGAGGCGUUUGGUACGAUAAUAUUUACCCUGGCGUGCGGUGCGACGUGCCAGCUCACGUCUAUCAGAGCUCAAUAGAGCCCAACUCGCAGUGGUCAGAAGUCUAUGCCCAAGGAGCAGAGAUCUUGGCAUACUGGAAAGAGGUGGCCCGCAAGCGCGAUGUCUACAAAUACUGCAAGUUUGAGACAGAGGUCAUCGAAGCUCGUUGGAGUGAUGAUGAUGCCGUCUGGAGGGUGAAAGUGAGACAUGCCGCCACGGGCGAGAGGACUGAUGAAUUUGAUGUGCUUUUGACAGCUCAUGGUAGAUUCACUGCUUGGCGUCUACCGGAUUAUCCUGGGUUGGAAGCCUUCAAGGGAUUUGUGCGACAUACAUCUAACUGGGAUCCCUCCUUCGACUUCAAAGAUAAGAGGGUUGCGGUAAUAGGCAAUGGAGCGAGCGGUCUACAAGUUGUGCCAAACCUGCAGCCACAUGUAGCUCGAUUAGAUCACUACGCACGUAACAAGACGUGGAUUGCUGGUGCCUACACGGGAGACAACGAAAGGAAACUGGAGGCACAGCCCAUCCCAUCCGAUCUCCGAGAGUCAUUCAAAGAUGAUGCCGACAAGUAUCUUGCCUAUAGGAAGGGCGAGGAAGAUCAAUACUGGCGCAGAUUCGAUGCUCUGUUCAGGAACUCUGAUACAAAUUCGAAAGCAAAGCAACAGUACCUCGAAGUCAUGAGAAAAAGGGUGGCGAAGAAACCAGAGCUUCUCGAUUCGCUUAUUCCAGACUUUGCACCACAUUGCCGAAGACUGACCCCCGCCCCUGGCUAUUUGGAAGCCCUUUGCGAAGAAAACGUGGACUUUAUCCAAACACCGAUCAAGAGGUUCACAGAAACAGGUAUAGAGACUAUCGAUGGGAAACAACGCGAUGUUGACGCUAUAUUUUGUGCAACUGGUGCCAACGUGGAAUCUGCAACACCUUACUCGGUCAUCGCUAGAGGCGUCGAUCUUCGCGAGGCCUGGAAACCUGACGGCCUCUUUGGCUGGCCGUACUCAUACAUGGGCGUGGGGACACCGGGUUUCCCCAACCUGUUCUUCAUAUUUGGGCCGCACAGCGCUGGUGUUUCGGGGACAGUCCCAUCAACGGCAGAAAACUACGUCACAUACAUUGCGAAAGUGUUGCGCAAGAUCUCCAGCCAGGGCAUCCGGACCAUCACGCCGAGCCGACAGGCCGCAAACGACUUUGUUGAAUACUCGGACGCCUUCUUCCCCAAAACCUAUCUCACGGAUCACUGCAGUGCUUGGCACAACAGUGGGCAACCUGGUUCAAGGAUUCAUGCGCAUUGGCCAGGAAGUGCUUCGCAUGAGAGAUAUGUCAGGUUUGAUCCGCGGUGGGAGGAUUUCGAAUAUACAUAUCUCUCUAGGUCGGGAAACCGCUUCGCAUGGCUAGGUAAUGGAUGGAGCAAGAAGGAGAAGAACAAGGAAGAGGAUCUUACAUGGUACCUCCGAAAGCCGGAGGAAGUGAAUCUCAAGAGUUGGUAUGAGAACUGGUAUGAAGUA